GUGCUCAGAUGGAUUUGCUCCUUUUGGCAGGUUUGGCAAGAACUAUUCAUGUUGGCGGGUCAUGUUAACUCCUUACAAUCUCCCUCCCGACAUGUGCAUGAAAAGUCAUUUCAUAUUUUUGUCUUUAAUUUGUCCGGGUUCCAAGGAUCCUGGGCGAAAGAUAGACAUUUAUCUCCAACCCCUUAUCGAGGAGAUGAAAGAACUGUGGGCCGUUGGGACACCAACUUAUGAUGUUUCAUCAGAUAAAAUGUUUAUCAUGAAAGUUGCCAUCAUUUGGACCAUUAGCGACUUCCCUGCCUAUGGCAUGCUUUCGGGAUGGAGCACACACGGUUUGAUGGGAUGUCCGAUAUGCAUGGAGAAAUC
This is a messenger RNA of Cuscuta epithymum, 363 nucleotides long. Lineage: Eukaryota; Viridiplantae; Streptophyta; Magnoliopsida; Solanales; Convolvulaceae. The record is from the annotation of a GenBank genome assembly.